Messenger RNA from Aphidius gifuensis, 789 nucleotides. Its product is annotated as ribonuclease Oy-like. Gene Ontology annotation, molecular function: ribonuclease T2 activity; RNA binding. Gene Ontology annotation, cellular component: extracellular region. The record is from RefSeq and is a predicted model, not a curated record. The coding region runs from base 1 to 753 and encodes 250 amino acids. The transcript has 3 exons. Lineage: Eukaryota; Metazoa; Arthropoda; Insecta; Hymenoptera; Braconidae. Gene Ontology annotation, biological process: RNA catabolic process.
AUGAAAUUUAGAAAUAUUAUAUUACCAAUAUCUAUUGUGUUGUUUUUUACAAUUUUUAAAUAUUCAAAUGCAUAUUCAAAUAAUAAGUAUAAAAUUCAUUCAACAGAGUAUAUAUUUAAAAAUUUUGAUGGGCUAGUAUUUAAUCAAAUAUGGCCAAAAGCUGGUUGUUUGUCAAUGAAAAAAAAAUUAUUAAAUAAUGAAUGCAUACUUCCACCUCAUAAUGAAUGGACAAUACAUGGACUCUGGCCUUCUUCUGUAAAUAAUGCUGGUCCUUUUUUUUGUUCAGCUUCAUCUACCUUUAAUAUAACAGCACUUUCAUCAAUUGAAAAUGAGCUAAAGUCCAAGUGGAUUGGUCUAAACAAUAAAUCCAAAAAGUAUUAUAGUUUUUGGAAAUAUGAAUGGGACAAACAUGGAUCAUGUGGAACAAGUCAUAAAAAAUUAAAUUCUCUAUUAAAAUAUUUUAAAAAAGCACUUGAUCUUUCACAUGAAUAUAACAUUAAAAAUAUAUUAUCAAGAGUUAAUAUUUUACCUGGUGGCAGUUAUCAAGCUGAAGAAAUCAUCGAUGGAAUCAAUCAAGUUACAGGAAAACAUCCUAGAGUAACAUGUUUUUGGGACGAGAUUAAUAAUAAAUCGUACUUAAAAGAAAUUUCAAUUUGUUUACAUAAAGAAUCAAUGGAAUUAAUUCACUGUGACACUAUUGGAAAAAAUUCAUUAACAAAUUGUAAGACAGGUGAUGACGUUAUAUAUAUAUAAAAACAAUUAAUUGAUUUUUUUAUUUCUUAAUAAUUA